ACCCUUUUCUUUAUUUCUUCUUUUAACCACAUUCACAUUCGUCACCCUGAAAACAAACACAGCAACAUUAUUCAAUUUUCACACAAAUACAAAAAUCCCUCUUGAAGCCUAAAGCUAUAGGACUCCGUCUCUCUCUGUAUCUCUUUUGUCUCCAAUGGAUGCAAUGGAAGGCAUAGAAGACUUUUUUGGGUACAACAGCUUAAUCGACGAGACCCAAUUCCCCAAUUUCCUGUGGUCCAAUCCCAAUCCCACCCCUUCAUUUCAUGAAAUCGAAUUCUCUGCUAAUAGUGGUGUUGCUGCUUCUGCUGCUCCUUCAUCACAGACCCAGGAGAAAGAGUGUUCUCGCAAGAGGGGACGAACAGAGUCUUGGUGUGGCUCAGGGGCCAAAGCUUGUCGUGAGAAAUUAAGGAGGGAGAGAUUGAAUGACAAGUUUUUGGAUUUGAGUGCUGUUUUGGAACCUGGUAGACCAGCCAAGACUGACAAGCCUGCUAUACUUGAUGAUGCCAUUAGGGUCUUGACCCAACUGAGAGCUGAAGCUCAGGAGCUCACACAGACAAACGAGAAGUUGCUUGAAGAGAUAAAGAGUUUAAAGGCAGAAAAGAGUGAACUUCGUGAAGAGAAAGUUGUACUGAAAGCGGACAAGGAAAGGCUGGAGCAGCAGUUGAAAGCUAUGACCAUUCCACCUUCUGGGUUUAUGCCAGCCCACCCAGCAGUCCCUGCUGCAUAUCACCCUGGGGCAAGUAAGAUGGCAGUCUAUCCAAGCUAUGGCAUGAUCCCGAUGUGGCACUAUUUACCUCCAUCGACCCGUGAUACAUCACGUGAUCAUGAGCUAAGGCCCCCUGCUGCUUAGAUAUACAGAACUUAAUUGGACAAACUAUAGAUGCUUUGAUUUGCAAUUUACUGAAAGUUUUAUUCUUGUUGACAAAUGUACAUGUCACUGAUUUUUCAAUUUGCCUGAUUUGAUGGCUGAUGGCAAAUGUGUUAUAGAAUUGUUGAUGUAGCUAGAAGGUGCUUUUUGAGAAUAAACUAUGAAUGUCCAGUCUUGGCAGUGUACAUCUUUUCCCUACCUUUUACAAGAGGCUCUUAAUUCCUAACAUGAUGAGGCACGUAAAUUUCAGAUAUUCAAAGAAAAGGAAAGAUCUUU
Molecule: messenger RNA, 1144 nt
Organism: Fragaria vesca subsp. vesca
Lineage: Eukaryota; Viridiplantae; Streptophyta; Magnoliopsida; Rosales; Rosaceae
Product: transcription factor bHLH104-like
Exons: 4
Coding region: 155-850 (231 amino acids)
Biological process (GO): intracellular iron ion homeostasis; regulation of DNA-templated transcription
Molecular function (GO): protein dimerization activity; DNA-binding transcription factor activity
Source: RefSeq, a predicted model, not a curated record